ACGCGUACCUAUGGCUUUGGCAUCCAUGUGAAGGCACCCAAGAUUUCUUCUUGUUUUAGAUAUGCUCUUCUCUUUUAUUCCUUUCUUCCUUGCCAUGCCAACCUAAUAGAUUACUUGUUUGGGUGAUUAUAUAUUCCCUAUUCAUGUGUGUGUGUGAGAGAGAUCGAGUAGUGAUCGAUAACUGAUUCAGUACUACUGAUCGAUCAGAGAAAAGAAUUAGAGAUCGAGUACUUUGUAUAGAAUUACGUAGAAACAUGGCGGACUGGGGUCCAGUGGUGAUAGCAGUGGUGCUCUUCGUGCUGUUGAGCCCGGGGCUGUUGUUUCAGCUGCCCGGGAGGGGCAAAAUGGUGGAGUUCGGGAACAUGCAUACCAGUGGGUUAUCCAUCCUCGUCCACACCAUCAUCUUCUUUGGCAUCAUAACCAUCCUUCUCAUCGCUGUUGGCGUCCACAUCUACUCCGGAUGAUCGAUUUAUCAUCUAGUCUAUAUACCAAUUGAUUUUGAGGGUCGUUCAGUGUCGUUACACACUUGGCUCUGGCUUUCUGUAUACGUUGCUGCAUGCCUUUGGUUGUCGUUUAAGGUUUUGUUAUUGCUUAUUUGCUUUGAAGUUUGAACAGUGAUCAUGUACUUUCUAAUUAAUGAGGUUUAUGUUGUGUUUACCUCACCAUCGUUGGAUGAUUAAUGUCAUAAAUUAUAUAUUUAAGAUAAGGAACGGUUA
Molecule: messenger RNA, 716 nt
Organism: Alnus glutinosa
Lineage: Eukaryota; Viridiplantae; Streptophyta; Magnoliopsida; Fagales; Betulaceae
Exons: 1
Coding region: 255-464 (69 amino acids)
Source: RefSeq, a predicted model, not a curated record